Messenger RNA from Rotaria sp. Silwood2, 861 nucleotides. NCBI's taxonomy places the organism in Eukaryota, Metazoa, Rotifera, Eurotatoria, Philodinida, Philodinidae. The record is from the annotation of a GenBank genome assembly.
AUGCAUUCAGAUAAUGAACAAGAAGAUGGGAAUGUUAAUAGAAAAGAUAUUAAAGUUAAAGUUGAAAGAUUUUGUGAACAAUCACAAAUUUAUUUGAAUCGAUUACCAUUACUUAAACAACAAUUGGAGGAAACAAAUCGAUCAAAUCAAUUUGAUUUAUAUGUACAAAAAUUGAACGAAAUUGGCAAAACUGUUCAAAAUUUACUCCAAAAUAUUCGUACUAUUGAACAAUUACAUUUACAAUUAAACGAUAAAGACCGUGUUAAACUCGAUCGUCAAAUUCAACUUCUACGAACUGAAAUCGAUCGUGAAAUGUCUGAAUUUCAAAUACUUCGUGAGCAAGCUAAGGUUUCUUCAAUGGAUGAAAAUUUAUCAUCAAUCGAUGACACUAAUAAUAAUAAUAAUAAUAACGAUAUACAGCAAGAUAUAAUGGCAAAUGAACUCCGUCAACGACAUGUAACAACAACAGAUCGUUUAAAUGAUUCAUAUAAUUCACUUGAACAAGAUUUAAUACUUUUACAUGAGACUAUGGGUGAAGUCGCACAACUUAUUGCACAACACAACGAAAAAAUAUCAAAUACAGAACGUUUAAUAAAUAUAGCACACGAUCGAAUACAUGAAGCAUCGACAUUACUUCAACAAGCAGUUCAUAAUAAAUAUGUUACAAUAGUAUCAGGCGCUCUACUUGGUGCUAGUCUUGGUGGACCUGUUGGAUGUUUUGUGGGUUUAAAAAUGGGUGCAUUAGUAGCAUUGAGCGGUUCGGCUGUUGGUGCCCUGUCAGCAAAUUUUAUGCAACAAAGAAUAACACGAAAUGAUGAACCAAAAACUAAUGACAUAUCUUAUAAUCAAGCUAUGCUUUAA